AUGAAUAAUUUAGAGGAUAAUUUAGCACAUUCCGGCGAAAGAGAAAAAUUCAUUAAAACUACUUAUCGAUCAAAAAGUUGGGUGAUCAAAAGUAUUGAAUUAAUGAUGGAAAAAUUAUUAUUUGAUAUUUCAAUUGGUGAAGCACCAAUUAUUCCUUCAGUUUCAACUUUAAAAAGGAAUGAAGAUAAUAUUGUAUUUGAUUAUGAAAAUGGGAUAAUUAGGAGAAAAAAUGAAAAUAUUAAAGAAAUUAAUUUCUUAAAGAAUACAAAAAAAUUUGCUAUUUUUCUUAGAGUACUAGAUAUUUGUCAUGAAUUAUUAUCUAAAAACAUUAUAGCGACAAAACGGGAUAUUUUUUAUAAAGACGUCAAAUUAUUUGGCAAUCAGAGCACCGUCGAUAUAGUUAUUGAUGAACUAUCCUGUCUUUUUCAAAUCCCAAGAUCUUGUUUGAAUGUGAUAGCAUCUGCUAAAGGGUUGGUUGCCGGUGAUUUAAGAAUAUAUCAAAAUAAUCAGAUUUUAUUAGAUUGUUCAAUAGAUUCAUUAUCCAACGGAACUCUCAUAAAAUCAGCUACUUUUCAAUAUUUAUUAUCAAACAGAAUAUUUCAAAAAUUAGGCGCCUGUAUACUGAUUACUGGUAAAGGAUAUCCCGACAUUGUUACUCGCCAAUUAGUUAAGAUAUUGAGUAAUCUACAAAAAAAAAUUCCAAUAUUGGGAUUUUUCGAUAAUGAUCCGUACGGAAUUGAAAUUCUAAGCGUUUAUAAAUUUGGUUCAUUGGUAAACAAUCUCAAUGGAAUUGAAAUUCUAAGCGUUUAUAAAUUUGGUUCAUUGUCAUUGUCGUUUGAUAAUGAAAAUCUGGCAGCUCCAAAUUUACGUUGGAUCGGUUUACAUUGUAAUGAUAGAGCACGUUUUAACAUUUCCGAGGAUACUUUACUUACAAUCUCACCUGAUGAUAGGAAAAAAGCUUCUGAUUUAUUAGGAAAAAAUUAUUUACCGUAUGAAUGGAGGCAAAUAUCACCAUCAUCACAUUAUCGUUACUAUCAUUAUCAUAUUGAAACACGUGGUUAUAAAAAACCCUCAACCCCUAGAGAAUUCGCAAAAAGUGCAAAGAAACGGAAUUCCGUUUUGUCACUCGGAAGCAUUACUCAUUUACAACAUUUUUAUGCGAAAAGAAAUAUAAUAAUUAAACCAAAAUUACCAAAAAACAUGUAA
Entrophospora sp. SA101 is the source of this 1206-nucleotide messenger RNA. The record is from the annotation of a GenBank genome assembly. Lineage: Eukaryota; Fungi; Glomeromycota; Glomeromycetes; Entrophosporales; Entrophosporaceae.